Molecule: messenger RNA, 1644 nt
Organism: Exophiala aquamarina CBS 119918
Lineage: Eukaryota; Fungi; Ascomycota; Eurotiomycetes; Chaetothyriales; Herpotrichiellaceae
Exons: 2
Coding region: 1-1644 (547 amino acids)
Biological process (GO): siderophore biosynthetic process
Source: RefSeq, a predicted model, not a curated record
AUGGUUCAGCAGGUUUAUCUGCCCAACGGGCAGGUAUACACAGUUACUCCAGUAUUUGGUGGCUUCACCUUCAAGUCUGCCAACCUGGACUUGCAUCAUUCGGCAAUGCCCCCGGGUUGGACUGUCGUACUGCAAACCGAGGACGAAGUAGAGACCGAACCGGAACGAAGGAAGAGUAGGAUAUCAAUAAACCAGCGCUCUAACGACCAGGACGACACUCCUCUAAAGCAAGUGGUUGUGCACCGCUUCACCAGACCCACAGUUCAGAGCGAUUCCCUCUUCAUAUCCUCAAUAUCGCAGCCAGCCAGUACGGAUUUCAAAAGCAAUGCUUCGCCAACUAGGCACAUUGCGAUGAUGCUUUGGGCCACCCUAUGUUGGUAUUUCCACAAGGAGGCACCAAAACCCUAUGCACUAACAGAAGCAUCCGCCUUGACGCCGGAAAGCGGAAGACCAAAGCUCGAAUGGCGCAUCAAGAUAAAAAGGGAAGGUAUCUUCAAGGGGAAGAAUACACUGCAAAAGCUGGAACGCAUGGGAUUGAUCGCCAGUGAGGAUUCUUGCGUUGGAACCGACACCGAUGUUCGAUUACCUACAGGAUGGGGUGAGACAUUUGUCAGCAGACGGUCCUUCUGGCAGAUCGAUGCGCGGAUAUUUCUGUUCACACUGGCGCCUCUGCAACAUUCUCCAUUUCCACAGGCAUCGCCAUUCCCCUCUCGCCCUUCCUCACCAGAUCGAACCUCAGGGCUGGCCGAGAGACCGUCGCCACGGCCUUCGGACCAUGUUGUAAAUACAGCUGGUGUUAUCUCCGAGUCUUUCGCUGCUGGAAUAUCCUCUCCAGGAGGACCGUUUAACUCGGGAAGUCACCUGCCGACAUAUUAUCCCGCACCACCCACUCAAUUCACAUUUACCAAUCAUAUCAGACAUCCGAUUCGUCCCAAGCCCCCACGGCAGGGUGAGACCUUCUAUAGCAGAUAUAUCCCUAGCCUCGAUCAAUAUCUGUCUUUCCGUAUACCAUCACUCUCAUCCAAACCAUGUCCACACCCACACUUUGGGCCUACAGGAGGCUCAAUGCCCGCCGUGUUACCAAGUCAUACCCCAGGCAUCUCUGUGGCUACGUUGCCAACCAUGGCCAAUUUUCUGGACCGCCCAUCCGAUCUAGAGCUUCUGCAUAAUUGGAUGAACGAUCCUCGAGUCAAUCUCGCAUGGGGCGUUGCUGGACCGACGGCCACGCAGAGGAAAUUCCUCGAGGAUGGGCUAGCCAGCCGGCAUUCGUUCCCUAUAUAUGGGUGUUUCGAUGGCAAACCAUUUGGCUAUUUUGAAGUCUACUGGGUCAAGGAAGACAAGCUUGGAAGGCUUUUGGGUGGAGACGUGGGGAAUUAUACGCGAGGGAUACACGUUCUUGUUGGUGAAAAGGAGUUUCGAGGACCCCAUCGUGUGAAGGUCUGGUUGUCUGCCCUAAUCCAUUACUGCUUUCUGGCGGAUUCGAGGACGGAAACUGUUAUGCUGGAACCCAGGGUGGACAACACAAAAUUUAUUGAAUACCUCAAAAAUGCUGGCUUCUACAAGCAGGGGGAAGUAUCAUUCCCGCAUAAGCAAUCAGCGGUCAUGAAACUCGACAGAGAAUCCUGGGAGGCGCCUGAGCUGUAG